This is a messenger RNA of Xenopus laevis (African clawed frog), 862 nucleotides long. RefSeq names its product tyrosine-protein kinase ITK/TSK-like. Bases 497 to 805 code for a protein of 102 amino acids. The transcript is spliced from 4 exons. NCBI's taxonomy places the organism in Eukaryota, Metazoa, Chordata, Amphibia, Anura, Pipidae. The record is from RefSeq and is a predicted model, not a curated record.
AACUCCAAGGUAUCUCUAUCCAUCUAUCUGUCUGUUCAUGUAACCAGUGAAACAGUACAGCAUCCCAGACAAAUAUUUCCUGGCCUAGAAGCACAUCUUCAGCUUUAUCCCCGAACUUGUUAACUACCACCAGCAUAAUUGAACAGGGCAUUACCGGGCGGGUGGUAAUGCAUUUGCUGGUGGGAAGUGGCCACUAGAGAACCUGCACCCAUACAAAGUAAGAAGAUUUAACAAAGUUGUGCUGACUAUUUUGCUUACAGACAUGUCAUGUGAGUGUAGACAGUUAAAAGGGGAUUAAUUACAUUCACAUUUCUAACCCAGUAUUGAAAAUAAUUCUUAUUGACAUGUUUUCAGUUGUUGCUACUUGUGGAUUCCAAGCCCUUUCAUGUUCUGUGGUGCAUAGGCAAGUGGGAAAUUGACCCCAGACAAACACAAAUUCCCUGUUAAAUGGUCGGCUAAAGAAGUUUUCUUUGGACUUUACAGCUGCAGAUCCAACAUGUGGUCAUUUGGAGUGUUGGUGUGGGAGAUGUUCAGCAAGAGCAGGAAAAAAUCUUUUCAACUGGAAGCUGUGGAGAAAAUCUCAGCAGGACUGAGGCUCUUCAAACCCAAGAUGUCUUCUGAAAGGGGGUACAUGCAGAUGAACAACGGCUGGCAAAAGGACUUCAAUUUCGCCUGUUUUCGUGACUUCGGGUCUUUUCACCGCUUCGGGAGUUCGGCUUCGGCACUUCCACAUUUCGGCUGUUCGGGACUUCAGAAAUGGCCGCAGUCUUCAGCGAUGUCAAGGGGAGCCCAGCUCUUUCCCUGAUGGCUGCACUGAACGUCUGCUUAGUACAGGGGAUGUGUAUAGUGCCAUUGCUUGAUA